This is a messenger RNA of Micromonas pusilla CCMP1545, 267 nucleotides long. RefSeq lists its product as uncharacterized. Gene Ontology annotation, cellular component: ciliary base; axoneme. NCBI's taxonomy places the organism in Eukaryota, Viridiplantae, Chlorophyta, Mamiellophyceae, Mamiellales, Mamiellaceae. The transcript has a single exon. The record is from RefSeq and is a predicted model, not a curated record. The annotation marks the transcript as partial.
CUCGUGUUCGACGGCGAGGAAGAGAACAAACUGUCGUACACGGACGUCCACCAACAGUUCAAAGACCUCGUCGAAAAGUUGCUGACCGGGUUCCUCUCCGAUCUCGGCAUCGUCCCCGAGCAGUUCGUCCACGUCGUGUCGAACGCCGCGAAGACGGAGCUCAACGAGUUCAUCAUCACGAGCAUCCUGACCGUGGACGACUUCACGCAGUUCAAGGCGAUGAUGGUGAAACGGAACCGCGAUCUGACGGACGAGGUGCGUCGCAUU